UUUUCCUCUUGUCAUGUCAUGCAAGUCAUAACCCACUCUCUCUCUCUCUCUCUCUCUAAAAUACUAGGAGUAGAUCCCUUCACUAGUUCACUUCAACUUCAAGGCCCCCAAUUCUUUUCCUUUCUCAGUUCCUCAUACAUUUUGUUUGCGCCCCCCUCGGCCAGCUCAUUCACUCAACACCAACACCAAACCCUUCUCUCUCUCUCUCUCUCUCUCUCUCUCUCUCUCUCCUCAUUUUCAACGUUUUCUCCACCAGAUCUCUCGGACUUGCCCUUUGGAGAUGCGCGCUCUUUGAGAUUUCCCUCUCCUCGUGAUUUUCUGGGUCCUCUCUCUCUCUCUCUCUCUCUCUCUCUCUCUCUUAAAGACUGCAUUUUUACCUAUUUUUAUACCAAGAUUAUUUAACACCUGCAAACCCAAGUAUCACCACUCGAUUCUCGACAUAACCCAUUUUCGCGUAUCCUAUCUUCGUCUAAUUUUCCGUUUUUCUCUUUCUUUUUUCGUUGCGAAAACAGGGUUCUUUUCGGAGAGAGAGAAAAAAACAAUGGAGAACAAUGGAGUAGAGAGAGAAGCGGCGGCGGCGGCGGGUGUGGUGAUGUUCAGCGAGGAAGAGGUGAGAGAGAUAAGUGGGUUUAAGAAAGGAGGAGCCGACGAUGAUUACGUGGAGGUGACGUGUGGGUGUACCAGCCACCGAUACGGUGAUGCUGUUGGGAGGCUUAGGGUUUUCGUCAGUGGUGACCUUGAAAUCACCUGCGAGUGCACCCCUGGUUGUCAGGAAGAUAAGCUGACCCCCGCUGCAUUUGAGAAGCAUUCUGGUAGAGAAACAGCAAGGAAAUGGAAAAAUAAUCUUUGGGUCAUUGUUAAUGGAGAGAAGGUUCCUUUGUACAAGACACCGCUGCUUAAAUAUUACAGUCAAGCAUUGAAAGGUGCCAAUAGGUCUCACAGAUCACAGAACGGGCGAGUUUGUCAUCGUGAUGAGUUUGUUCGCUGCACUAUGUGUAACAAAGAGCGAAGAUUUCGUCUUCGCAACAAAGAUGAAUGCCGGAUGUAUCAUGAUGCAUUGGCAGAUGAAAAUUGGAAGUGCGCUGAUAUGCCAUAUGACAAAGUAACUUGCGAAUAUGACGAAGAACGGGCAAGUCGCAGGGUGUAUAGAGGGUGCUCCCGCUCUCCAACGUGCAAAGGUUGCACCUCUUGUGUUUGCUUUGGUUGUGAAAUCUGUCGUUUUUCAGACUGCGGCUGCCAAACUUGCAUCGACUUUACUAGGAAUGUGAAACCUUGAAACUCCUAGAAGCUUAUGGUUCCUUUCAAUUCUUAGUCCGAAAGUUCCUUUUCCCUUGGGUGGGUUAUUUUUUCCCCAUUAUUACUUCAAUUUAACCCCCAUCCAGCAUUUACAGAAAGCUUCAUUACAAUGAAGCUUUCUGAAGACUUGAAUUUUUAAUUUAGUCCCGGUAAUCACAGUUGACUGGUUUAGAACAAGCAGAUCCAGUAAUUUAUUCCCUUUAUUGAAAUGCAGUCUUCAGAACGAGUCUCUUUUUGCUA
This is a messenger RNA of Rhododendron vialii, 1536 nucleotides long. RefSeq names its product protein ULTRAPETALA 1-like. Bases 542 to 1276 code for a protein of 244 amino acids. The transcript has 3 exons. NCBI's taxonomy places the organism in Eukaryota, Viridiplantae, Streptophyta, Magnoliopsida, Ericales, Ericaceae. The record is from RefSeq and is a predicted model, not a curated record. Gene Ontology annotation, cellular component: nucleus; cytosol. Gene Ontology annotation, molecular function: DNA binding.